Molecule: messenger RNA, 519 nt
Organism: Peniophora sp. CBMAI 1063
Lineage: Eukaryota; Fungi; Basidiomycota; Agaricomycetes; Russulales; Peniophoraceae
Source: the annotation of a GenBank genome assembly
AUGGCGGAACUCGUGAAGGAGGGCAAGGUCAAGUACUUGGGCUUAUCCGAAGUGACGGCAAACUCGCUACGUCGCGCGCAUGCCGUGCACCCCAUCGCCACGUACCAGGUGGAACUCUCUCCGUCCUACCUUGAAAUUGAGAGGGACGAGACCGGCUUGCUGAAGACAUGUUGCGAGCUCAAGAUCACUAUCGUCGCGUACUCUCCUCUGGGGCGCGGCCUUUUUGACUGCAAGGAGAAGUUCUCGAAGAUCUUGAAGAUCGUGGACUUAAUGAAGAAAACAGGAUGUAAGCACGGUGGCGCAGCGCCCAGUACUGUCUGCCUCGCUUGGCUCCUCACCCAAGGAGACGAUAUCAUACCGAUUGCGGGAACGACCAAGCUCCUUUAUCUCAAGGGCAUCAAGUUGACUAACGAAGAGGUACAGCAGAUCCACGCGGCGGUGAAGGAGGCGGACUUUUCGGGGGACCGAUAUGGUAAAGAUCAACAGGAGCUUCUCCUUGUUGAAACUCCACCUUCGUAG